AUGGUGCCCUGUGUGCCAAGUGAGUCACGUUCCCCAGCUUUCCCUGAGCCAGCCAGGGCCUGCAGUGGGAUCCUCAGGAGCUAUGACAGCCAGUCCCACGAAACUAGGCUGGAGCAAGAGGCUGCGGGACAAGGAGACAUCAGGGGAAUGCAGCCUCUUUUAAAGCACGGCUCCAACCCGGCAAACCCUACAAACUUGCCGCAUCUUUCAUUUUCGGAGGCUCUCAAUCAUCCCCGCAAGGAAACGUACAAGCUACCACACAGGUUGAUAGAGAAGAAGAGGCGAGACAGGAUUAACGAGUGCAUUGCCCAGCUCAAAGACCUGCUGCCCGAGCAUCUGAAGCUGACGACGCUGGGGCACCUGGAGAAGGCCGUGGUGCUGGAGCUGACCCUGAAGCAUUUGAAGGCGCUGACAGCCUUAACAGAGCAGCAGCACCAGAAAAUCAUUGCGCUGCAGAGCGGUGAGCGGUCCAUGAAGUCGCCGGUGCAGGCCGACCUGGACGCCUUCCACUCGGGCUUCCAGACGUGUGCUAAGGAAGUGCUGCAGUACCUGUCGCGCUUCGAGAGCUGGACGCCCCGCGAGCAGCGCUGCGCCCAGCUCGUGGGCCACCUGCACGCCGUCUCCUCGCAGUUCCUGCCCGGCCCUUCGCGGGUCUCGGAGAGGACGAGGAGGGGUGAUCACGAGCGGUACCCGCGGGUGCUCACGCGCCUGUGGCUGGGACUCGGAGGGAUGAACCAUUCGACGGAGCCCGGCGCGAUCCUGCUGCCGCUCUCGGGGCACAGCGCGGUCAGCAGCUCCCCACGACCCGUGUACGGCGGCUGGAGCAGAUUAGCAGGACGAACCCAGUCUCCCCACUCUCUCUUGCUACCCCUGGGGUGA
This is a messenger RNA of Tinamus guttatus (white-throated tinamou), 879 nucleotides long. NCBI's taxonomy places the organism in Eukaryota, Metazoa, Chordata, Aves, Tinamiformes, Tinamidae. The record is from RefSeq and is a predicted model, not a curated record.